Molecule: messenger RNA, 1026 nt
Organism: Purpureocillium lilacinum
Lineage: Eukaryota; Fungi; Ascomycota; Sordariomycetes; Hypocreales; Ophiocordycipitaceae
Source: RefSeq, a predicted model, not a curated record
AUGAGCAUCUGGAUCUCCUUGGUGUUGCUUUGCUCCUUUGCCGGCCAGGCCAUCGGCAACGACGUCGCCUUGCAACGUCGAGGCGGCCAGUUCGCCGGGCUGUCGGAACGCGACGGUGACCUCCCCUUGCACUUGAAGGCCAUCAAAAAUGCCAUCGAAAAGGGCUUCACGAUAGACUGGUCCAAGCCGCCCUACCGCGAUAGCUACGAGAGAUCGGGGUGGCCGUGCUUCCUCCGGCUGUGGCAAUGCGCAAGGGCCUACUACUACGUGCGCGACGAAAUCGUCCCCUACGACGCAAAGAUAUCCGCCUGGUACACAGUCAACGUGGAGGGACGGGACACGGCGAGCACGAAUCCUGUGGAGAUGCGCAUCAGCCAGUCCACCUCCCAUCUUCGGUCCGCCACCGAUGGAUGGAGCAUUUCUGCCUCGGGCACCGUCAACCCCCUCGGGAAGGUGGGCGGCGUCGUCACCCACGAGAGAUCCCGGUCGACGGUCAGAGCCAACACCGACACGACCGAGUACUCGCGCACGUAUGUGUGCCCCCCGUUCCACCACUGCCAGAUCCAGACGCUGGCGUGGCACAUGACCAUCACGAACCGCUGCCACAAGACGCCCAUCAUCAACUGUGGCGGGGCCAAGCGAGCUUGCAGAAAACGUCACGUCUGGUGCCAGGAGUUUCGUGACUUUGCCGAUUCGUGGUGCGACUACGACCACGUCCGCAACGACACUUGCACCAUCGAGUCGCCGAUCCUGGAAGCCGACGGGAGGCCCAUGUUUGAGGUCCGCAUGGUGGAGACUCCGCUCCGGCCCAGGAUCAGUGGCUGGACGGCCGACUGCACCGUCGCCAUCUUGGACGACGGGGAGCUCUGGGACCCGUCCACCAAUCUCUUCCUUUCGGCCUCGACUCAGCGGUGGUACCAAAGACCGGGGAGGUUGCUGCCAAAGAAGACGGAAUGUGCAGAUCUAUUUUUGGAUGGUGUCCCCGAGGGUGAGGCGCAGGAUGAUUCGCCGGACACCGACGCAUAA